AUGAAUCGAUAUUGUUACGUUAAAAAAUUAAAAGAACUGCGAAAUUAUCUGAACCUUUUGUUGUGUGUGCUUGUUGGGAAGAAACCUUUUGACACAAUUUCACAUUCGAGACUAAUUAGAAUACUAAUCGGGAUUCUAACGCUCCCCGAUCACUACCACAAGAGGCACUUCCUCCGCAUGAUCUACGGCACCCAAUCCCCAACCGGGGCCCACGUGGACGUAAAGUUUGUUUUCUGCAAUCUCACAAAGGAGGACCAAAAAGUCCUAGUGGCGCUUGAGAUCAUGCGUUACGAUGACAUCAUCAUCAUCCUUGAUUGCCGCGAGAACAUGAACAAUGGUAAGACCUACACCUACUUCUCUAGCCUCCCCGAGAUGUUCAUAAAUAAUGAAUCGAAUUCGCAAUAUCCACCUUACCAUUACGUGGUGAAAGGCGACGAUGACGUGUACUUUCGGUUGCAAAAUCUAGUGGACUCGCUUGUACCUUUGCCUAGGCAAGACUUGUACUACGGGUACGUUAUCCCAUGCCCUAGUAUGGACCUGUUCGUGCAUUCCAUGUCGGGUAUGGGUUAUCUAGUUUCUUGGGAUAUUGUCGAGUGGCUUAUGGAAUCGGAUAUUCCGAAGAAGCAUCUAGAAGGUCCGGAGGAUAAGAUUUUCGGCGAUUGGCUUAGAGAGGGGCGUCGGGGAAAGAAUAGGUACAACGCGAAAUGGGCGAUGUACAACUAUCCGGAGCCGCCGACGAGAUGCACGCACGAGCUGUGGCCGGAUACUAUAGCCGUUCAUCUUUUGAAGACGCAGGAGAAAUGGAUCCGGACGUUGAAUUAUUUCAAUGUCACCCGGGAUUUGAAACCCUCCAAAUUGUAUCAUAUAUCUUAGGUGAUUAUACUAAUUUUUAUCAUUAUAAGAUGUUUAAUUCUUUCUUGC
Erythranthe guttata (spotted monkey flower) is the source of this 921-nucleotide messenger RNA. Lineage: Eukaryota; Viridiplantae; Streptophyta; Magnoliopsida; Lamiales; Phrymaceae. The record is from RefSeq and is a predicted model, not a curated record.